Jaculus jaculus (lesser Egyptian jerboa) is the source of this 2123-nucleotide messenger RNA. RefSeq names its product glyoxalase I (gene Glo1). The coding region runs from base 68 to 622 and encodes 184 amino acids. The transcript has 6 exons. The record is from RefSeq and is a predicted model, not a curated record. Gene Ontology annotation, molecular function: lactoylglutathione lyase activity; metal ion binding. Lineage: Eukaryota; Metazoa; Chordata; Mammalia; Rodentia; Dipodidae.
CUCUCUAGGGAGGGCCUCUCGGGUCGCGAGCUGGGUGUCGGCGUCCGCUGGUCUUCUGAGGGCAGCCAUGGCCGAUCCUCAGCCCGAGCCCAGCGGCCUCACGGACGAGGCCGCCCUCAAGUGCUGCUCCGAGGCGGACCCCAGCACCAAGGACUUCCUCUUUCAGCAGACCAUGCUAAGAGUUAAAGAUCCGAAGAAGUCACUGGACUUUUACACAAGAAUUCUUGGAAUGACGCUACUCCAAAAACUCGACUUUCCUUCUAUGAAGUUUUCACUUUAUUUCCUGGCUUAUGAGGAUAAGAAUGACAUCCCCACAGAUAAGAAUGAAAGGGUAGCAUGGACGUUCUCCAGGAAAGCUACACUGGAGUUGACACACAAUUGGGGCACUGAAGAUGAUGAGACCCAGAGUUACCACAAUGGCAACUCCGACCCUCGGGGAUUCGGUCACAUUGGACUUGCUGUUCCUGAUGUCUAUAGUGCUUGUAAAAGAUUUGAAGAACUGGGCGUCAAGUUUGUGAAGAAACCUGAUGAUGGUAAAAUGAAAGGUCUGGCAUUUAUUCAAGAUCCUGACGGCUACUGGAUUGAAAUUUUGAAUCCUAACACAUUGACAACUAUUAUUUAGCUCUGUGAAGGCUGCUUGGAGAUGUCAGUGAAGAUGGAGAUAAAAGGAAACAAUGUGAUUUGAGACACCAGGACACAGAAGUGUUGGGACUGAUGGAUUGCUGUCCCAAUUCAAAUUAUCCUUAAGGCCAUUUCCCUUUCCUGUCUCGCCCCUCCUCCAAGCCUAAUUGUCAAGAAGUGCUCUAUGACCUUGAAUGGAGCUCUGUAACUUUGCUCUUUGGGUAGUAAUUAGAACAGUUCUCUUCAGGGACUGCGUUCUACCUUCUGUCAAUUAUUAUUUCUCCUCAAGGCUGCUUUUGAUUCAUCAUUUAAAACACUUAACAUUUUGUGUAUGGUAGUUAUCUUCUGGGGUUUCAGUUCCUCAGAAACAACUUUUCAUGAUGGAAAGUAAAGAGCUCUGAACAAAAUGAAACUUCAUGUGUACUUCAAACAGCAUAAAGUGUUUAUUUUACAAAGAAGUCACUUGAGAGCAAUUGAGAAUCGUUCUGACAAGGAUACUGAUAGGAAAACUAAUAUUUUAUAUGUAUAAAAUACUUUCAAAGUUCAAGGACUAAAUCGCAUUUCUUUUCUUUAUUUUUUUGUUUUUUGAAGCAAGCCCAACAGACUGGCUUUUUUUCCUUUUAAUUUGACAGUGAGAGACUUGGUGCACCAGUGCCCCUAGCCGCUGCAGUCAAACUCAGAGGUGUGUGCCACCUUGCGCACUUGUGUGUCUGGCUUGCGUGAGACCUGGAGAGUCAAACAUUAGUCCUUAGGCUUUACAGGCAGGUGCCUUAAUUGCUAAGCCAUCUCUCCUGCCGUAAUCUCACUUCUUUUUGAUGAGGAAGGGAUAAUAAUUUACUGGGUUCCCAGACAAUGGACUAGGCUAUAGCAUAUUUUGUGUCACUGAGUACUCAGUUACCCUGUGAGAAGGAAAGCAGCUAGGCAGGUAAAGUCACCCUCGUGGAUUGAAGGCAGCGCUCGGGUGUCCCAUCAGUGUCAGUGUUGCUUAGAUUCUGCCUCGCGACUGCAGUUCAUCACCUCCCACACUAGUCUCUGGUAGUAAACCUUCCCUGAGUUUAGUCUCGAGUCCUCCGCUCUUGGAGGAAAUACCAUGAUGAGAGAAGAAGUCUAGACCACAGACUGCUCUGGGGAAGGGCUGUAAACCUGCAGUGAGGAGUCUUCCCCACCCUGUGGUCUUCGUGAUGUCCGCAUCUGUUAGGAUAAAGUAUGUUCAGUGGCAUGAUAACUUAGAUACAUGAAGUCAGCCCAGUGGUCUUCUCUGCUGAUUGACAUUUGAUGGGUUUCAAAACCAUGAUUUUAUAGCAGGAAGGGUAAAAACCUCAUUUUGGUCGAACUGCACGUAGGCUGUCCAGGAAGACCUUUGGAUAGGCGAUGUCAAACAUACUUGUACUGCUGGAAGCCCUGACAUUUCCUUCUUGCAUGAGAUGGACUUGUGGGAGCAAUUUAAACAAAUCAUGCUUGCAGACUGAAAUAAAAGUUUAAAUGAGUAUUUAAUUUGUAAA